AGGAAGUUUCCUGAAGUUGUCGGUUUAUUCCGGAGCCCGGCCCGGGACCUGACCAGAUCGCAGAGGCCGCCCCGCCUGGGAGAAGAAGUCGGAUCUGGGGGGCUAGGAGCGGGGACGCCCCGAGUCCGAGAGCGCGGCUUUUUCUCUUUCUCUUUGCUCAUCCCUCGCCUUCCGGGCGCGCCGCCGGGAUCGUACUCGGACCGAAGAGGAGGAGGAAGGGCUGGGGUCGCCAGCUCUGCCCCUCCUGGGCACAUACUGCUCCGAGUCACAGCAGCGUAGACUAUCUCCUGGGUCGAAGCCGCGGUGUACCCGACCCAACCAGGAUUAUAAAACGGUGCGGAACCUCCCCACCAAGGCUGGGCGCCAUGUGGGGGCUGCUGAUUUGGACUCUGCUGGCCCUGCAUCGGAUCCGUGCGGCCGGAGCCCAAGAUGACGUGGCCCCCUAUUUCAAGACGGAGCCCGUGAGGACGCAGGUGCACCUGGAGGGGAACCGCCUGGUGCUCACGUGCAUGGCGGAGGGCAGCUGGCCGCUGGAGUUCAAGUGGCUGCACAACAACAGGGAGCUGACCAAGUUCUCCCUGGAGUACAGGUACAUGAUCACCAGCCUGGACCGCACCCAUGCUGGCUUCUACCGCUGCAUCGUGCGUAACCGGAUGGGGGCUCUGCUGCAGCGGCAGACAGAGGUCCAGGUGGCCUACAUGGGCAGCUUCGAGGAGGGCGAGAAGCGCCAGAGCGUCUCCCACGGAGAAGCCGCGGUCAUCCGCGCCCCGCGCAUCGCCAGCUUCCCCCGGCCGCAGGUGACCUGGUUCCGGGACGGCCGCAAGAUCCCACCCAGCAGCCGCAUAGCCAUCACCCUGGAGAACACCCUUGUCAUCCUGUCGUCGGUGGCUCCUGACGCGGGCCGCUACUACGUGCAGGCUGUUAAUGACCAGAACGGGGAUAACAAGACCAGCCAGCCCAUCACUCUCGCUGUGCAGAAUGUAGGGGGGCCUGCAGACCCCAUUGCUCCGACCAUCAUCAUCCCUCCCAAGAACACCAGCGUGGUGGCCGGGACCUCGGACGUGACCAUGGAGUGUGUGGCCAAUGCCAGGCCCCUGAUGAAGCUGCACAUCAUUUGGAAGAAGGAUGGGGCAUUGCUGUCAGGUGGCAUCAGCGACUACAACCGCCGGCUCACCAUCUCCAGCCCCACGAGCAGUGACGCCGGCUACUAUGAGUGUGAGGCCGUCCUGCGCAGCAGCAGUGUCCCCUCUGUCAUCCGUGGAGCCUACUUGUCUGUGCUGGAACCGCCCCAGUUUGUCAAGGAGCCGGAGAGACACAUCACAGCGGAGAUGGAGAAAGUGGUGGACAUUCCCUGUCGGGCCAAAGGUGUGCCCCCGCCCUCCAUCACCUGGUACAAGGACGCGGCCGUGGUGGAGGUGGAGAGGCUGAACCGCUUCCGGCAGCUCAGCAAUGGGGGCCUGCAGAUCAGCGGGCUGGUGCCCGACGACACGGGCAUGUUCCAGUGCUUUGCCCGAAACGCAGCCGGCGAGGCGCAAACCUCCACCUACCUGGCCGUCACCAGUAUUGCCCCCAACAUCACCAGGGGUCCCCUGGACAGCACAGUGAUCGACGGCAUGUCAGUGGUGCUAGCAUGUGAGACUUCGGGGGCACCCCGGCCAGCCAUCACCUGGCAGAAAGGGGAGCGCGUCUUGGCCAGUGGCUCUGUCCAGCUGCCCCGCUUCACGCUCCUCGAGUCCGGCAGCCUGCUUGUCAGCCCCACGCACAUCUCCGACGCCGGGACCUACACCUGUUUGGCGACCAACUCUCGCGGGGUGGACGAAGCCUCAGCCGACCUGGUCGUGUGGGCCCGGACCCGCAUCACCAGGCCUCCCCAGGACCAGAGCGUCAUCAAGGGUACCCAGGCCUCCAUGGUGUGCGGAGCGGCCCAUGACCCCCGUGUGACCAUCAGGUACGUCUGGGAGAAGGAUGGGGUCGCCCUGGGCAUGGAGGGCAACCCCCGCAUCCGCCUGGACAAAAACGGCUCCCUGCACAUCUCACAGACGUGGUCAGGGGACAUUGGCACAUACACCUGCCAGGUGCUCUCAGCAGGAGGCAACGACUCUCGGAGUGCCCACCUGCGUGUCAGACAACUGCCUCAUGCCCCUGAGCACCCAGCGGCGACUCUCAGCACCACGGAAAGGCGGGCCAUCAACCUGACAUGGGCCAAGCCCUUCGACGGCAACAGCCCCCUGAUCCGCUACAUCCUGGAGAUGUCGGAGAACAAUGCCCCCUGGGCAGUGCUCCUGGCCAGCGUAGACCCUGAGGCUACCUCGGUGGUGGUCAAGGGCUUGGUUCCUGCCCGCUCCUACCAGUUCCGUCUUUGUGCAGUCAACGACGUGGGGAAAGGACAGUUCAGCAAGGACACGGAGAGGGUCUCCCUCCCCGAGGAGCCCCCCACAGCCCCUCCGCAGAACGUCAUCGCCAGCGGCCGGACCAACCAGUCCAUCAUGAUCCAGUGGCAGCCGCCUCCUGAGAGCCACCAGAAUGGGCUCCUCAAGGGCUAUGUCAUCAGGUACUGCCUGGCUGGGCUGCCGGUUGGGUACCAGUUUAAGAACAUCACGGAUGCUGAUGUCAACAACCUGCUGCUGGAGGACCUCAUCAUCUGGACCAACUAUGAGAUCGAGGUGGCCGCCUACAACAGCGCCGGGCUGGGCGUCUACAGUGGCAAAGUCACCGAGUGGACCCUGCAGGGAGUCCCCACAGUCCCUCCAGGCAACGUGCAUGCAGAAGCCACCAACUCCACGACCAUCCGCUUCACCUGGAACGCCCCCAGCCCCCAGUUCAUCAAUGGCAUCAACCAGGGCUACAAGCUGAUGGCCUGGGAGCCAGAGCAGGAAGAGGAGGGUACCAUGGUGACUGCCCGGCCCAACUUUCAAGACAGCAUCCACGUGGGCUUUGUGUCGGGCCUGAAGAAGUUCACAGAGUACUUCGCCUCCGUGCUGUGCUUCACCACCCCUGGAGACGGGCCCCGCAGCACGCCCCAGCUGGUGCGCACCCACGAGGACGUGCCUGGGCCUGUGGGACACCUGAGCUUCAGUGAAAUCCUGGACACCUCGCUGAAAGUCAGCUGGCAAGAGCCAGGAGAGAAGAAUGGCAUCCUCACAGGGUACCGGAUCUCCUGGGAGGAAUAUAACCGAACCAACACCCGGGUGACCCACUACCUACCCAACGUGACCCUGGAGUACCGCGUCACAGGCCUCACUGCACUCACCACCUACACCAUCGAGGUGGCCGCCAUGACUGCCAAGGGCCAGGGCCAGGUGUCCGCCUCCACCAUCUCCUCGGGGGUGCCUCCAGAACUCCCAGGGGCCCCCACCAAUCUGGGCAUUUCCAACAUCGGCCCCCGCUCCGUGACCUUGCAGUUCAGGCCAGGCUAUGAUGGGAAAACCUCCAUCUCCCGCUGGCUGGUGGAGGCCCAGGUGGGCAUAGUCGGGGAGGGAGAAGAGUGGUUGCUGGUUCACCAGCUGGCCAACGAGCCCGAUGCCCGUGCCAUGGAGGUGCCAGAACUCAACCCCUUCACCUACUACAGCUUCCGCAUGCGCCAGGUGAACAUCGUGGGCACCAGUCCACCCAGCCAGCCUUCUAGAAGGAUCCAGACCCUCCAGGCACCCCCUGACAUGGCCCCAGCCAACGUGACCCUGCGCACAGCCAGUGAAACCAGCCUGUGGCUCCGCUGGAUGCCUCUCCCAGAGAUGGAAUACAAUGGAAACCCCGAGUCAGUGGGCUAUAAGAUCAAAUACGGCCGGGCAGAUGGCCGCAGCAAGACGCUGAGCCACGUGGUCCAGGACCGUAUGGAGCGCGAGUACACCAUCGAGGACCUGGAGGAAUGGACGGAGUACCGCGUGCAGGUGCAGGCCUUCAACGCCAUCGGCAGUGGGCCCUGGAGCCAGACCGUGAUGGGCAGGACCCGGGAGUCAGUCCCAUCCUCCGGCCCCACCAAUGUGUCUGCCCUGGCCACCACCUCCAGCAGCAUGCUGGUGCGCUGGAGCGAGAUCCCGGAGGCCGACCGCAACGGGCUCGUGCUGGGCUACAGGGUGAUGUACAAGGAGAAAGAUUCGGACUCCCAGCCCCGGUUCUGGCUGGUGGAAGGGAACUCGUCACGCAGCGCCCAGCUCACAGGCCUGGGCAAAUACGUGCUCUACGAGGUCCAGGUGCUGGCCUUCACGCGCAUCGGGGACGGCAGCCCCAGCCGCCCUCCCAUCCUGGAGCGGACGCUGGAUGAUGUCCCAGGACCGCCCGUGGGCAUCCUGUUCCCAGAGGUGAGGACCACAUCGGUGCGGCUGAUCUGGCAGCCCCCCACUGCCCCCAAUGGCAUCAUUCUUGCUUACCAGAUCGCACACCGGCUGAACGCCACUGUGGCCAGCACUGCUGUGGUAGAGGUUCUUGCACCCAGCACCCGCCAGUACACAGCCACCGGCCUCAAGCCCGAAUCUGUCUACCUGUUCCGCAUCACGGCCCAGACCCGCAAAGGCUGGGGAGAGGCUGCCGAGGCCUUGGUGGUGACCACCGAGAAGCGAGACCGCCCGCAACCCCCCAGCAAGCCGGCGGUGCGACAGGAGGAUGUGAAGGCACGCAGCGUGCUCCUGUCCUGGGAGCCGGGGAGUGACGGGCUGUCCCCCGUGCGCUACUAUACCAUCCAGACCCGUGAGCUGCCCAGCGGCAGGUGGGCGCUGCACUCGGCCUCCGUGAGCCACAACGCCUCCGCCUUCAUUGUGGACAGGCUCAAGCCCUUCACGUCCUACAAGUUCCGAGUGAAGGCGACCAAUGACAUCGGGGACAGCGAGUUCAGUGCGGAGUCGGAGCCCCUCACCACCCUGCAGGCUGCCCCCGACGGAGCACCCACCAUUGUCUCGCUGACACCGCAUACCACCACCUCCGUGCUGAUCCGAUGGCAGCCACCAGCAGAGGACAAGAUCAAUGGCAUUCUCCUGGGCUUCCGGAUCCGGUACCGGGAGCUGCUCUAUGAGGGACUGAGGGGCUUCACACUGCGUGGCAUCCACAACCCGGCAGCCAAGUGGGCAGAGCUUACCUCCAUGUACUCCAUGCGGAACCUGAGCCGGCCUAGCCUCACGCAGUACGAGCUGGACAACCUGAACAAGCACCGGCGAUACGAGAUCCGGAUGAGCGUGUACAACGCCGUGGGCGAGGGGCCCUCCAGCCCCCCACAAGAGGUCUUUGUUGGAGAGGCAGUGCCCACAGCAGCACCCCGCAGCGUGGCCGUCCACAGCGCCACGGCCACACAGCUAGACGUGACGUGGGAGCCGCCCCCGCUGGAGAACCAGAAUGGAGACAUUCAGGGCUACAAGAUUUAUUUCUGGGAAGCCCAGCGACGGAACCUCACAGAACGGGUGAAGACGCUUUUCCUGGCUGAGAACAGCGUGAAGCUCAAGAACCUCACCGGGUACACUGCCUACAUGGUCAGUGUGGCAGCCUUCAAUGCCGCGGGGGACGGGCCUCGGAGCACCCCGACCCAGGGCUGGACCCAGCAAGCAGCCCCCAGUGCUCCCAGCUCAGUCAAGUUCAGCGAGCUGACCACGACCUCUGUGAACGUGUCCUGGGAGGCCCCGCGGUUCCCCAACGGCGUCCUGGAGGGCUACCGGCUGGUGUAUGAACCCUGCACCCCAGUGGACGGAGUCAGUAAGAUUGUGACAGUGGAUGUGAAAGGGAACAGCCCCCUGUGGCUGAAAGUGAAGGACCUGGCAGAGGGGAUGACCUACAGGUUCCGCAUCAGAGCUAAGACCUUCACCUACGGGCCGGAGAUCGAAGCCAACGUCACCACGGGCCCGGGAGAAGGUGCCCCGGGCCCGCCUGGCGUGCCCAUCAUCAUGCGGUACAGCUCUGCCAUCGCCAUCCACUGGUCCAGCGGCGACCCCGGCAAAGGGCCCGUCACCCGCUACGUCAUAGAGGCCAGGCCAUCAGAUGAGGGCCUAUGGGACAUCCUCAUCAAAGACAUCCCCAAGGAGGUGACCUCCUACACAUUCAGCACAGACAUCCUGAAGCCAGGCGUGAGCUAUGACUUCCGGGUCAUCGCAGUCAAUGACUAUGGCUUCGGCACCCCCAGCAGCCCCUCCCAGUCUGUGCCAGCCCAGAAGACCAGCCCGUUCUACGAGGAGUGGUGGUUCUUGGUGGUCAUUGCCCUGGUCGGCCUCAUCUUCAUCCUGCUUCUGGUGUUCGUGCUCAUCAUCCGAGGCCAGAGCAAGAAGUUCGCCAAGAAGACGGACUCGGGCAACAACGCAAAGUCUGGUGCCCUGGGCCACGGGGAGAUGAUGAGCUUGGAUGAAAGCAGUUUUCCUGCCCUGGAACUCAACAACCGGCGGCUCUCCGUCAAGAACUCCUUCUGCCGAAAGAACGGCCUGUACACCAGGUCUCCUCCCCGGCCCAGCCCAGGCAGCCUCCACUACUCCGACGAGGAUGUCACCAAGUACAACGACCUCAUCCCGGCAGAGAGCAGCAGCCUGACUGAGAAGCCCUCAGAAAUCUCUGACUCUCAGGGAAGCGACAGCGAGUAUGAGGUCGAUCCGAACCACCAGAAGGCCCACUCCUUUGUCAACCACUACAUCAGCGAUCCCACCUAUUACAACUCGUGGCGGCGCCAGCAGAAGGGGAUCUCGCGGGCUCAGGCCUACAGCUACACAGAGAGCGACUCGGGCGAGCCGGACCACACCACCAUCACCAACAGCAGCGGCGCCCCACAGGGCAGCCUCUUCCGGCCCAAGGCCAGUCGGACCCCAACGCCCCAAAACCCCCCGAACCCUCCGAGUCAGCAGAGUACCCUCUACCGUCCUCCCAGCAGCCUCACCCCUGGCUCCCGGGCCCCCAUAGCAGGAUUUUCAUCAUUUGUUUGAUGUCUGAAGAGGAAAAAGAAAGAAAAAUGGCACCAAACUCCCCUUUCCUGUCCUCCCCUUACCGCCUGCCAGAACAGAAAAACGCCAAGAAACCAAGGAACCAAGUCAGCUUUUCACCUCCUGAGUUUAUUUUUGCAGAGAUUCCAGGGCCAGCAAAGCCAGGGUUGAGAAGGAGGGAGAAAAAAACAUGAAGGACGUGUGUGGCCGAGGGUUGGCUUCCAGAUUGUGGGGCUCAAUGCUCCUUCAGAGACAGCAGUUGGGGGCUUGAGCCCCUGGAGAGGAGGGAGAGAAGGCAGAAGUCUGGAGGGCUCAGGGCACGGGUGGCUGCAGGGAGAAGAAGCUUCUGGGCAUCCAGACAGCUGCCCGCUCUGGCCUGCGUGGGAGUCCUGGGCCCGCUGCUGGCUGAGCUGCACACAGAGGGGCAUCUGUGGGCGCAAACUCGCCUGCUCCCGCUGCGUCCUCUCACCCCACCCCUGCACCGCCGGAGGGCCAGGCUGGCCCUGCUGGCCCCCGCCCUGCUCCUCAGCCUCUGCUACCUGCUCCCUUACUUCUCCACCCCACAGAUGGUUUAUCUAGAAAGAGGAAAACACCUGAAAGAUGAGAAUUGGCUUAGCUAGCGCCUUGUUCCUAACAUACCUGCUUUAUUGUGAAUCCAAGGAAGAGGGCCCCUCGGGGUGGAGGAGAGUCCCCCCAACACUGAACCCAGCUGUCCUUUACUUGAAUUCACUUUCCUGAGCACAUACCCAGGAGAGAUGAGCUCGGAGAGCUGAGGUAGGGGCCUCCCGGGAAUAAUGGGAUGGAGCACAGGAAGUCAGGCAUGUGCCAAGGAAGCAGUGUAGGCACUGCCCCCUCCUUAAAGGAAGUUACUUGGACAAGGAAAUUGGGCGUGCGUGGGGGAGCUGGGCAGGGGUACAGGAGUGCCGUCCAGGCAGACACUCCCAUCUCCCCAAGUGGACAUCUUCAUCCUAAGACAUGUACCCGGGGACCUGCAAGGAAGAGGGUCUGGGGAUGCACUCCAAGGGAAACCCUUUGGGUCCUCCUAGCCAAAUAGGACACUCCCUUUCAGAUCUGUGGCCCCCUCAUUCUCAACCCUCAGCUCCUUGAAUGUAAAAUACCCCACCUCCCAAGCACAGGGGCACAGAGGCCCAGGGAUGGGCCAAGUCCCUGGUCCAGAGGCUGGAGCUCCCAGACUGUGCCCAGUUGGCCCGGCACCCGGUUUACAAAGAGUCAAGGACCAUCCCAGCACCCCCAGUGAUGUCCUCCAGGUUCGGCUCAGCCUAGCCAGGCCUCAGAGUGAGGAUGGCCGAGUCCAAAGUGAACCCGAUCCCAAGAUGCACAGCCAGGCCGGCUGGGAGGAGCAGGUCAGAUGGGACCAAGGGUUAAGAAUAGCUGACAGGAGGCAAAGCUUUUACACACAGUCUGCUCCAAGGAAUGUUCUUUAGAAAGCCACUUCUGGUGGCCUGGGUCUUCCCAUCAGCUCAGGACUUGCAGAUGCAGGGAUUGAGGGAGGGGCCUCUCUGUGUAAUUCCCUGGGCUCCUGGGCCCUGGGCAUCCCCAGCCAGCCCUGCAAAGCCACCCACCCCCGCAGUUGGGAUGGUUGGCCACCUUUGUGAGAGGAGAUAGCUGGCAGAGCCAUGUCAGUUCAGCGUGGGGCCCCUCACUGGGGGUGCUAAACGGCACUGCAUGCCCUGCACAGGAGGAGGUGGUGCCCAUUUAGGGGAUGAAGAGGACAGGAGGCCUGAGUGGAGGAUUUGGGGAGCAAGCCAAGGAAAGAGAGGCACUGUACCCCUCCCCACUGGCCCCCAGUCAGGUGACUGGAUUGGAAGCAGGGCCAGGGGCCCAAGGAAGGGGCACCCCCAGCCAUGGGCUCUUCCCACAUGUUCAGACCCCCAGGGAAUGUGUAUGGGGAGAAGCUGAAAGAUGGCCCAGUAGACUGGCUGACCCCGCUCUGGGCUCUGAGCAGCGCUUCUCCAGUAAGUGGGCCGGGAAGGGAAGCACAGUCUUCCCCCCGAAGGAGGUGCCAGCCUGAGGUCUGCCCCUGUGUACAUUUGUCGUCACCAUAGCAGCCAAGUCUGCAGCGGCCCGCCUGUGAUCACACUGCCGCUUUCUCUUUCCUUUCCUUUUAUCUUUCUUUUUUUUUUUUAGCCACCUGUGCUUUUCCCUAUCUGUUGUGUGUUUCACCAUUUAAGGAAAUUUCAAAUUAUCUUAGCCCAGCCCAGUGAGGGGUUUUUGGAGGGAAAGCAAGGAUGAGUGUAAACAUAGUGUAUAUGCAUAUAUAUCGCACAUGAGGCCAGAUUUCCUUUGCCUUCCAUGAGUCAUCUGGUGCACUGAGAUAUUGCCCCUCUCUGUCCCCCGUGCUCACUCACACCCACCCUGACCCAUGUGCACACUGGGAAUGGUGCCAUGCACACCUGGGCUCAUGUACAUGCCACACAGACAUACACAGAAUGCACGUCCGUGUUAUGUGAGCAAGGUCUCUUUCGGCUGCCUCCGACAUCUUGAGUCGUCUCUCCCGUGUGAGGCCAGGGCAGCCUGAGUCACUCCCCUGUGGGGUGCGGCUGGCAUCUGUUGACAGAACAGGUGAAGACACUGCAACCCAGCACUCAGGCAAGCCCGUUGGAAGUUCAGCGUGGGGCCCCUCACUGGGGGUGCUAAACGGCACUGCAUGCCCUGCACAGGAGGAGGUGGUGCCCAUUUAGGGGAUGAAGAGGACAGGAGGCCUGAGUGGAGGAUUUGGGGAGCAGGCCUGAGUUGGAAGGCCCACCCUUGGUCAAUACCCACCCUGCCGCCCCAGCCACAUCUGGAAGCUCAGGGCUCUAGCUGUGAACUUUAGAUUUCUAAGAGGACAUCUCUUUGCCCUUGUUUACAUAUCUGCUGGGGCGGUGGAGGUUCCCAACCCCUGUCCAGACUUUGCAUUAGAUGGAUGUGGUGGGUGUGCACUGCCUGUGGGCAACAGGGGGCCUCCCUGACCAUUGCUUUUCUGGGUCAAGGCUGCCAGGGCCCCUGAAGUGGCUUCACGUGAGGACCUUCAGCACCUUGGGGCUUUGCCUCCCUGUGUCCUCAGGAGUCUCCCGGGGCCGCCCUGCCCUCCUGGCUGCACCACCAGCUGUCCCAGCAGCCCCACACCCAGACUACCAAGACAAACCAAAAAGACACUCUAGGUUCCAGAAGCACCUUCCUCCCAGGGCCCCAGGGAGUUUGCAGACCCAGGCUGGUGCCCCUGCUUUCCCCCGACCUGACACUGCCGUGAUUCCGAUGAAGCAAGGACACCAACAGCUGCCCCGCGUGGCAUGCACUGCUGCCUUGAGACCUUCUGUCUCUGCCCCCCGCCCUCCCUGGGCAGAGCUUUUAAAGGUGCCAGAGCCUCCCCUAAGCCCACUGUGGGCAGGGGCUUCCCUCAACUUCCCACAGUGCACAUCUGAAGGUGCCCACACAGGGUGAGGGGCUGAUGGCAGGAAGGGACAGGGGCACCAUCGGCGCAGAAUGUCUUUGUACAGCCCCACUCAGUGGCAACCCUGGGCACAGGUGCCCUCCUGGGACACCCUCCUUCUGUUUGUUUCCGUAAGAAUAACCAAAAUCAUUUCAAUGUGUUACCUUUCUUUACACAUACAGACUCCAAAACAAAAA
Manis javanica (Malayan pangolin) is the source of this 10511-nucleotide messenger RNA. It is a transcript of the gene SDK2, whose product is annotated as sidekick cell adhesion molecule 2. The record is from RefSeq and is a predicted model, not a curated record. NCBI's taxonomy places the organism in Eukaryota, Metazoa, Chordata, Mammalia, Pholidota, Manidae. Gene Ontology annotation, molecular function: protein binding. Gene Ontology annotation, biological process: cell-cell adhesion.